CCUCCCUGGUGCUGCGGUUCAACCCGGCAUUACACUGACUGUGGGGGGACUGACUUGUAACUGUCGCACAUCGACCAACGCUGCUACAUGAAGCCAAAGCGGCUUGCUGCAGGACUUUCAGCAGGAUCCGGAGCAGGGAUGCCUCUCCUCUGUCUCUGACCGUGUUUUUAGCACCUGUCUCAUCCCGGCUCCGGCUCCAGCACCUACAGUUUGCCUGCUUUGGCAGCCAGACGUCGUGGUUUGAUGUUAUUCUACGUCGAAUAAAAACGGUUACCCUUUUACCCAAAAUAACGACCUUUUGGGAGAUUUUCUAGGAGAGCAGCGAUGGCAGAACAUCUCUCUCAGAGUGAGCUGGACUACCCAUUCAAACUUCUGGAGUAUUUCAACGGCUUCAGAGUAUCAAAGGUGAUAUUUUCAGCCUGUGAGCUUGGAGUGUUUGACCUCCUGCUUAAAUCCCAGGAGGCCAUGAGUGCCCAACAUGUGGCACAAGAACUGGGCACCAGUGUGGACGGGAUGGAGAGGUUGCUGGAUGCCCUAGUGGGAAUCGAAAUCCUCGAGGUGGAGAGGGCAGAAGGAACAGCAGCUUUGUACAGCAGCUCAGAUGUAGCUAACCUUUACCUGGCCAAAGGCAGCGCUAAAUCUCUCCAUGACAUGAUCAUCUACCAGUCCCAAACCAUCUACCCUCUGUGGAACAACAUGGUAGAUGCCAUCAGGGAGGGGAGGAACCAGUAUGAAAAGACCUUUGGCCUUCCAUCUGAUGAUGUUUUCCAAGCAAUUUACAGUUCUGAGGAGGAGAUGCUAAAAUUCAUGGGGCUGAUGAACUCUUCAUGGGUUCUUGAUGGACACGACGUUGUGACAGCAUUCGACCUCUCUUGCUUCCAGAAGAUAAUUGAUCUUGGAGGUUGCACUGGUGCUCUGGCCACUGAAAUGGCAAGGGCAUAUCCCGCAUCUUCCAUCACCGUGUUUGACCUACCAGAGGUUGUAGAAGCGGCUCAGAAACAUUACUCACAAGAGGGCAAUGGUGUUGCAUUUCAAUCAGGAGAUUUCUUCAGAGGUGAUAUUCCUAGUGCAGACCUGUAUGUCUUGGCCAGAAUCGUCCAUGACUGGACUGAAGAGAAGUGCCUGGCACUGCUGAAGAAGAUCUAUGAGGCUUGUAAGCCUGGUGGAGGCGUCCUGCUGAUAGAGGCGCUGCUGUUUGAAAAUAGACGAGGGCCUCUCAUGGUUCAGAUCUUCUCCCUCAACAUGCUGGUGCAGGCGGAAGGCAGGGAGCGCUCCCCAUCUGAGUAUACAAACAUGCUCAACAAGUCGGGUUUCCACAAUGUUCAGGUCUGCAGGACCGGGAAGUCCUAUGACGCCAUCUUGGCUAUCAGAUGAGCUCAGAAACUCAGAGGGAAAGAAAUAUGGCAGUGAUUUAAAACACUCAAAUGUUUUGUUGGGGUUAGGAGACAAACAUGAAACUUGAACCUUUGUCAAGUUCAACUCAGUGUACUUCUCAGAUGAUCUUCUGAAGUCACGUAUCUACUGGAUAAUAGGUCAUGUCAAUAUUUGAUGUUCUGUUAGUAUUCCUACCCCUGAAAAUAUUUCCAUGUAUUUUAUUUGAAUUUUAUGUGAUAGACCAAGGGUUCCAUAAAUUUUCACCCUGCCCCCUAAAAUAUUAGUAACAGAAACUGGUGACACCCUAAAAAUGCAUAUGAUUAUUUUACUCUAUAUUUAUUUUUUAAAUAAAUAAAUAUAAAGUUUCUUAAUUCAAUGGUAUAUUUAAUUAUUUAAUAAUGUAUUAAAUAAAUAAAUGGUACAAUUAAAUUAUUUAAAUGGACAUUUAUUGGUACAUUUCUUUAUUUCAUGAUAUAUUUAUUUAGUUAAUUUUGGCCCUCCGUACAUCUCAGGGGUCACAUCGCAAUAAUUCUGAAAAUCAUCUCGCUACUGCCCACUUGGUGUCGCACAACCCCCACUUUGGGAACCCCUGUAAUAGACCAACACAAAGUAGAGCUCUGCCUUGAAGUGGAAAGACCAGGAUACCCAUUGUUUACCAAAUGUUUUCCAAAUAAGUAUCUGAAAAGAUUGCCAUGCAUAUGUAUUCACACCCCUUCACUCUGAUAGCUCUAAAUAAGGUCCAGUUGCCAAAGCUAGCUGCCUUUAGAAGUGUUCUAAUUAGUUAACGUGUUUAAUUUUAACUUGGCAUAUAUACAGCUUUUCUGUGAAAGCCUUGAGGAUUUAGGUUUGUUGUGCUGCUGGAAGAAGAACCUUUGCCUCAGUCAUGAAUCUUUUGCAGCCUCUAACAGAUUUUCUUCCACCAUUGUCCUAUAUUUCUCUCUAUCCAUCUUCCCAUCAACUCUGAGCAGCUUCCCUGUACUUGCUGAACAAAGGCCUCCCCACAGCACCAACAUGUGUCAGCCUGAGUAGGUUUGUUCAGGGUUAUGCACCUGCCACAUAAAGCAUUUCUUCUAUAGGCCACAAAGUUGAGCCAUAGUUUCUUUUGACAUUUAACGGCACAUUUUGCGGUGCCCCCUGCAUGUGACAAACUUUCAACAAUGGCUUUCUUCCUGCCAUUCACUGUUCCAUAAAGGACAGAAUUGUGGAGUGCAUUACAAGUGCUUGUCCUGUUAAGAGAUCUACCUACAGAGCUUUGGAUCUCUGUAGUUCCUCCAAAGUUACCGGAGGUCUCUUGGCUUCUUCUCUAACUAAUGCUCUCCUUGCCCAUCCUCUGAGUUUAUGUUUUGAUAAGUUUGGAGUUGUGCCGUACGCUUCCAAUAUUCAGAUGAUGUUUUAUGAGAUCCUCGAAGCUGGCAACAUGGAUUUAUGACCAAACCCUGGUCUGUCCACUAUGCUUCUUUUUCUGCAAGCUAUUUGUUCACUAAUGUGGAGUCUGAGAAACAUCCAUAAAUGUAAAAAGGGUGAAUAAAAUGCAUCGCACACUUUUAAGAUUUUUACUUAUAACGCUUUUAAAAAAAAACAUGUUAAUUGUUCUUCCACAUCACAGUUUUUCAGUACUAUGUGUGGGUCUGUCGGAUAAAAUCACAAUAAUUAAACUUUAUGGUUCUAACACAACAAAAUGUGGAAAACAGGGAAAACAAUGAAGUCAUAUUCAGUAAAUCAAUAGAGCUAGGCUUUAUGGAAGAGUGGCCAGAAAAAAAAAAAACAUUACUUAGUGUUACAAAUAAGAAGGCACGUUUUGAGUUUUCCAAAAGGUUUCUGGGCAGCUCUCCAAAUGUAUGGAGGAAGGUACUCUGGUCAGAUGAGACUAAAAUUAAAUAUUUCAGUCACCAAGAAAAACGACAUGUCAGGUGCAAACCCAACACACCCUAUCACCCCAAGUAAACCACCCCCACAGUGAAACAUGGUGGUGGCAACAUCAUGCUGUGGGGACAGUUUUCAGCAGCAGGGACUAGGAAAGCGGUCCGAGUCCAGGGAAAGGUGGAUGGUGCUAAAUACAAAGAUAUUCUUGAGUAAAACCUGUCAGUCUGCCUGUGAUUUGAGACUGAGACGGAGAUUCAUCUUCCAGCAGGACAAUGACCUGAAGCAUACUGCUAAAGCAUUAUUCGAGUGGUUAAAAGGGAAAUGUUUAAAUGUGUUGGAACGGUCUAGUCAAAGUCCAGAUCUCAAACCAAUUGAGAAUCUGUUCACAUGCAAAAACCAUCCCAACACGAAGAAGCUGGCCCAGUUUUGCCUUGAACAAUUGGCAGAAAUCCCAGGUGAAAGAUGUGGCAAGCUCACAGAGACUUAUCCAAAGAGACUUGUUGCUGCAAAAGGUGGCUCCAUAAAGUACCAACUUUAGAGGGGGUGAACAGUUAUGCACGCUGAAGUUUGCUUUUAUUUUGUUCUAUUUGUUGUUUGCUCCAGGUUGUGAGGCAACAAAACAUGAAAAAAUGCCAGGGGAUGAAUACUUUUGUUUUUCUGUUUAUUUUAUUCUGAUGCUUUUCGGCUUACAGCAAAUGAAAACAUAACAUUUAAGAUUAAAAUAUGACUAGAAUAUAAUCAGAUUGAUAAAAAUACAUUUUUUAUACAGAAAUUUGGGCUAAUGAAAACUAUGUUUAAUACCUGCUUAAAUGUUAUUUUGAAAAUGUACUUUUAAUUUGACAGAAAAGCCUCAUUGGUAUCCAUAUUCUAAUUUAUCGAAUAUGACUGCUCUUUGCAAGGCCAUUGAGGAACAUUAAAAGUCAAAAUAACUCAACAGGAGUGCUAUAUUUUGCUCUUUACAAUAUAUAUGUGAUUAUCUAUUAAAACAGAAAGGCUGUAGUAAACUAUAUUAGGUAUAUUACGUAAAAGUCAUGCCUAAACAUUAUUCUAACUCUAGAAAUCUUUGAAUCUGGAGCUGUAUGAAAUGUUUCUAUAAUCUCAUAGAUCUUCUGUUUUGCUUUUUUUUUUUACACUUAAAUGUUUCAGAUCAUCAAACAAACCUUAAUAUCAAGGAAGAUAACCUAGAUAAAGUUAUUUUCAAAUGAUUAUUUCAUUUAUUAAGCAAAAAAGCUAUUCAGAACAACCUGGCCCCAUGUGAAAAAAAUUGCACCUUUAUUUAAUCUUAAAUCUACUGUGAUUGAAAACGUUUCUAGUUCAAUUUCACUAGCCACACCCAGGCCUCGUCACCACUAGAUCUGAAACUGUCUGACAACAUUAAUUACAUUAAUUAGGCUUAAAGAUUUUAAAAAGCAACACAUGAAGCAUUGAUCUAACAACAUUCAAGAACAGAUGAGAAACACUCAUUGACUGGAAAUGGUUACAAAGUCAUUUCUAAGGCUUCAAAACUCCAGGGAACCACAAUAGGAGCUGCUAUUCACAAAUGGAAACAACCUAAAACAUCUUUUAAAGCACUGCAGAUCUUACCUUUCCGAGGUAAUGGCAGUGUUCGUGAUUCAGCAAUAUGAGAGAGACUAGGCAAAUAUGGCCUACAUGAAAGGCCAAAACCACUGCACAUUUAAAAAAAAAAAACAUUUUGGUGAUCUUCAAGACUUUUUUGGAAAAUGCUUUGUGGACUUACAAGACAAAAGUGGAAUUUAAACAUGUGUCCCAUUACAAGUGCUAAAACUAGUAUUUCAGAAAAACGAUAUCAUACCAACAGUCAAACACGGUGGUAGCGUGAUGGUCUGUGGCUUCCGGAUCUCCGGCCAUCAGUUCAUGAUCUUAAGCUUAGGCACACUUGGGUUUAAGCAGCAAGACAAUGAUUCAAAACACACCACUAGCAAUUCCACCUCUGAAUGGCUCAAAAAAGUGGUUUUGGAGUGGCCUAGUUAAAGUCCAUACUAAAAUUCAAUUGAGAUGCUGGUGGUUGAACAUGUUUCUUCAAAGACGAUUGGCCCAAAAUUCCUUCACAAUGAUGUAAAAACUCAUUGCCAGUUAUCCCAAAUAUUUGGGAGUGGUGGCAUAGUGGUUAGAACAGGAGGUUUGUGUUCCAGAGGGGACACAAGGUUUGUAUCCCACAGAUUACCACUCUGGGUCCCUGAACAAGACCCUUAGCCCCAGAAUGCUACCCGGGCACCGCACAAUGGCAGCCCACUGCUCCCUAUAAGGGAUGGGUUAAAUGCAGAGGACAAAUUUUGUUGUAAUGUACAUGUGCAAUGACCAAUAAAGAUGAUUAUUAUUAUUCGUGGCAGUCUGAAAAAACAGGUAUUAUUUUUGGGGGGCAAUUACUUUUCUAACUAAACAUAUGAAACCAUUUUAAAACUGCCUUUUAUCUACUCAGAUUAUCCUUAUCUGGUAUAAAAUCUUCUUAAUUAUCUGAGACAUGUUAUUGUGAGAAACAAAAUACCUGUAUGUCCAGUCGAUGGGUUGUAUCUGUUGCAAAUGUAGAAAUGCAGAGAGUUGUGUGGUUGUGAUUUUAUUUCAUAAAAUGUGUAGAAUCCAGGAUUUCCUGUUCACUGUGAUGCUGCCUAGUUCCUUUCCUAAACUGUGCAUUUAUCAAGCUAAGAUUUUCCUUAUUCAGUCAGUUGUUCUAAAAACGAUUUUGAUUGUUUUAUGUUUCUUAAAGGAGAAUCACUGUGUUAUUGUUUAAGAUGCUCUUGAUGGUACGUUUCCGGCUCUAUUUAGCUGAUUCAUCCUUUUCUCUGGUGUUACUUUGUAAAACUGGACGCACCGGCUGUAAAUCUUUAUACAACUGUUCACACCCAUUUACUGUUAAAGAAUCUGUUUAGGGUAUCUCAACCACAAAAUAGUUGCAGAUGAGUGUUCAAAUUAAAUACACGGCUCAUGAGUGUUUAGAGAGUGGUGAGAUUUUAUGUAUGUGUAUCAGUGGUUUGAGUUUGUAUUUGAAAAAUCAACAUAUGGGUCAGUAAUACUGUAUUUUCUACAGCAGCACAAUUUACUCCAAGCCUGUUUGAUUUCCUACAGACGCUCCUCUAGAAAUGAAAGAAAGCUGUGAUUUACGAAUUUCCCUUUAUAAUUUUGGUUCAAUAAAAAUAAGUGUUAACA
This is a messenger RNA of Girardinichthys multiradiatus, 6402 nucleotides long. RefSeq names its product acetylserotonin O-methyltransferase 2 (gene asmt2). The coding region runs from base 325 to 1374 and encodes 349 amino acids. Gene Ontology annotation, molecular function: O-methyltransferase activity. NCBI's taxonomy places the organism in Eukaryota, Metazoa, Chordata, Actinopteri, Cyprinodontiformes, Goodeidae. The transcript has 9 exons. The record is from RefSeq and is a predicted model, not a curated record.